Messenger RNA from Paramecium pentaurelia, 681 nucleotides. Lineage: Eukaryota; Ciliophora; Oligohymenophorea; Peniculida; Parameciidae. The record is from the annotation of a GenBank genome assembly.
AUGACUAGAAUGUUGGAUAUAUUAGAAGAAUAUAUGUUACAUAAAGGAUAUACUUAUUUUAGAAUGGAUGGACAAUGUUAAAUAAAUGAUAGAAGAGAUGUAUUAUAUAAUAUUAUAUUUAGAUGGUUAAUGAAUUCUAAUAAAAUGAUAAGAUUUUUGCAUUUCUUUUAUCAACAAGAGCAGGUGGUUUAGGAAUUACAUUGACAUAAGCUGAUGCUGUUAUAUUUUAUGAUAAUGAUUGGAAUCCAACUAUGGAUGCUUAAGCAACUGAUAGAGCUCAUAGAAUUGGAAGAACUAAAGAUGUUUAUGUUUAUAGAUUAAUCACUAAAGGUACAAUAGAAGAAAGAAUUGUUAAAAGAGCAUAAUAAAAAUAGAAUGUUUAAUCAACUGUUUAUUCUGGUGGAUUUCAAGGUGAUAAAUUCAAACCUUAAGAAGUAUAUAAUUUAAUUUAUAAAGGUUUUUGAAUUAUUGUUUGGAGAAUAAGAAAUUGAUGAGACUGUGGCUAAUAAGUUUAUGGUUAAAGGACAAAAGAAAAAGAAGAAGCCUGUGAAAAUUGAAUAAAAGGAUACAUAGAAAGAAGUAUCAAAAGAAUAGAAGGAAUAAUAAGAGGAAGAAGAUAUUAUAGAAUUUGAUCUCAGAGAAUUAGAGAUGAAUGAAAAGGAUUGUGAAGAUGCUGAUUGA